Molecule: messenger RNA, 512 nt
Organism: Lolium rigidum
Lineage: Eukaryota; Viridiplantae; Streptophyta; Magnoliopsida; Poales; Poaceae
Exons: 2
Coding region: 105-512 (135 amino acids)
Molecular function (GO): zinc ion binding
Source: RefSeq, a predicted model, not a curated record
GUUUGGGCAGAUUUGGGAAUUUUGAUUUUUGUCAAUUUCCUCUCCUUUUCUGGUCGAUUUGGUGGAAUUGAGAAGGUUUUGUUUGUAAUUAGGACUUCGCACCUAUGGACUACUGCCCAGACAGCUGGGACGAACCAACCUUCACGGGUUUGGCGGCAGGUUGCCCGGAGGUGUGCCGCCUCCACCAGAAGGAGCCGGUGAAGCGUGUCGCUUUUGAAGGAACGAACACCGGCCGUCGCUUCUACAUGUGUUCUGUGGAAGGGUACAUUGAGAAUUGUGGCUUCCACUCUUGGCUUGAUGAUGAGUGGCCACAGCCAAUGAAGAACACAUUGCUGAAGCUGUGGGGAAUGUACCAUGACAUGCACAAUGCACUGCUGGAUGAGAAGAUUGAGAAUGGCAAGAUUGUGAAAGAUUUGAAUGAAGAGAGGAUAAAGGUGGAGAAGAAGUAUGAGGGUGAGGACUAUGCUGAAACAACAUACAUGAUCAGCAAGAUUUUGAAACAACAUACAUGA